Acanthamoeba castellanii str. Neff is the source of this 555-nucleotide messenger RNA. Its product is annotated as 6,7dimethyl-8-ribityllumazine synthase. The transcript is spliced from 2 exons. Lineage: Eukaryota; Discosea; Longamoebia; Acanthamoebidae. Bases 1 to 555 code for a protein of 184 amino acids. The record is from RefSeq and is a predicted model, not a curated record. Gene Ontology annotation, molecular function: 6,7-dimethyl-8-ribityllumazine synthase activity. Gene Ontology annotation, biological process: riboflavin biosynthetic process. Gene Ontology annotation, cellular component: intracellular anatomical structure; riboflavin synthase complex.
AUGUCUUCCCUUCACCACAGCAGCGCUGUAGUCAGCACCUUCGACCCGCGCAAGGAGAAGCCGUUGGGCGUGCCGCUGCCCGACACGGCCGAGGCCAUCGCACGGCUGCGCGUGUGUCUCAUUCGCACCGCCUGGAACGAGAACCUGGUCACCUCGCUGGCCGACCAGACCCGCGCCCAGCUGGUCAAGGCCGGCGUGGCCGAGGCCAACGUCGUCGCGGCGCCCGCGGUCGCCGGCUCCUACGAGCUGCCCUACGCCGCCAAGCGGUGGGCCGAGUCCGGCGCCUUCGACGUCAUCCUCUGCUUCGGCGUCCUCAUCAAGGGCGAGACGCUCCACUUUGAGUGCAUCUCCAAUGCAGUUGCUCAAGGGCUCAUGGAUGCGCAGCUGAGCACGGGCGUGCCGGUGAUCUACGGGGUGCUCAACUGCCUCACGCUGGAGCAGGCCGAGGCGCGCUGCGGGAAGGUCUCGCCCCUCCCCACCUCGCUGGCUCUCACGGCCAUCAACAUGGCCGCCCUCCGCACCAACUCCCUGCCCAGCAACAAGGCCAGACUCUGA